CACAUAGUAGCACAUAUUUAUCAAUAAUGACUUAAAGGCACAUGCACUUUCUCAGUUUUCAUGUUUUAUAUUAAACUGAUGCUUGUUAAUACACAGGAAGUGAUUCUGUGAAGAGCAGAAGCUCCAGAGCAGCUGUAGUGUGUUUGGUUCUGCUGUGUGUUCUUCUGCUGACUGCAGUCAUAGUGCUGUGUGUCAUCUUCACUCAAGAGAGACAACAGCUCUUAUCUAAGAAUGAAAACCUGACCAGUGAGCGAGAGCAGCCGAUUCUCAAGAACACAAACCUCACCAAUAAGGAGAGCAACUAAUUCUCAAGAACACAAACCACCAAUUUUACAUUUACAUCAUCACUCAUCACUCAGGAACAAAGAGUCACUGCUGUGUGCUGCUCUGGGAACUAAACUCUUUAUUCUGCUUCUGCCUCCUUUGGAACUAUUUUAAUUGGUGGAGUAAAAAUAAACAAAGUAACUGUUGAUUCUGUGUAUAAACUAUAAGUUCCUCAAUAUUCAAUUCUUGUUAAUUGAACUGUUGUGUCUGCUUCUGAUGUCCUUGAACAUAAGCAAUACUGCACAAGUAGGUUCUUUUGAUAAUAUUGUAAUUUCAACCUAAAUUUAAUUUGAAUAUGUGUCUGGCAGUUCUGUAUCCGUCACAUAGUUUGUGACCAGUUAUAAUGAUGAGAGACAUGUACGGAACAUCAGUCCUGGAAAACAUUUUGAAUAAUCAAAUAAUGGCAGGUUCCUGGUAUAAUUAUUAAACUUCUGAUAGAACAACAAACCCCUCUGUGACAUUCUGAGGGGGCAUGAACUUCCUUGUACUUAUUAAUGUUUGAAAUAUUCUCAGACAUCAGGACACACAUCAGGAAUAUAACAAGGUCCGCCUCAGAAAAGCUUCUGUUGUUAAUUACUUGUUGUUCACUGGAACUAUUUGAAAGUAAAUAAAGUUAUGGCUCAGAAAAUAGACACAAGAGAGGGACGAAGGAAAACAGAUGAUAUCUAUGAAAAUGCUGAUGUAAUGAAAGGCGAAAUCACAGUGGAGAUGGAAGAUUUGAAGAUAACGAGAAUCCAUCCGUCUGAACACACAGGAAGUGAUUCUGUGAGGAUCAGAAGCUCCAGAGCAGCUGUAGUGUGUUUGGUUCUGCUGUCUGUUCUUCUGCUGACUGCAGUCAUAGUGCUGUGUGUCCAAGUCUUUACAAACAUCGACCUGUUUCAAACAAAGGGCAAAAACAUCUUGGAAGAAAGAGACCAACUACUAACCAGGAAUAGAAAGCUCACAGAAGAGAGAGACCAGCUACUAAUUAAGAUUACUAGCUUUUCAGAAGACAGAGAUUGGCUACUACACAAGAACAUAAAUCUGACAAAUGAAAGGGAUGAUACAGUAGUCAAGAAUGACAAUCUGAUUAAACAAAGAGACCAGUUAAGCUGGAAGAUAAAGGAAAUGUUGAAAAGUAUUCAUGAAAUGGAUGGAUGGAUUUACCAUGAAUUUAGUUUUUACUACAUUUCCUCUGAGAUGAAGAGCUGGACUGAAAGCAGAAGAUACUGUACAGAGAGAGGAACAGAUCUGAUCAUCAUAAAGAACACGGAGGAACAAGAAUUUGUUAAUACCAUUUCUGGUGGUGCCCAAGUCUGGAUUGGUUUGACUGACAUUGAAGUGGAGGGCAGCUGGAAAUGGGUUGAUGGAAGCACACUAACCUCUGAGUUCUGGUGGUCUGCAGAGCCAAAUGGACAAAGAGGAGAGAACUGUGCUCUAAAUAAUCAAAGAUGGGCUGAUUAUCCAUGUAAUUCUGUUUUUAAAUGGGUCUGUGAGAAGAGCGUUUUACAUUAUUACAUUUAAUAUUUAUUAGAGAAAAAUGUAUUACUAAUAUUUGGGUAGUUUGGGUCUCUGUUUUACUUGUGAUUGCAUAAUGAAUCAGUUUGUAAAUA
Molecule: messenger RNA, 1916 nt
Organism: Carassius auratus (goldfish)
Lineage: Eukaryota; Metazoa; Chordata; Actinopteri; Cypriniformes; Cyprinidae
Product: C-type lectin domain family 4 member K-like
Exons: 5
Coding region: 940-1827 (295 amino acids)
Source: RefSeq, a predicted model, not a curated record